AUGAUGGCUGUUUCGCAUCGCAAUAAAUUACGAGUUCCUGAGUUGAAUCCAGAAAUCUAUGGGCUGUCACUUGAUGACAAUGUGAAAAGUGGAUACUCGUUGAAUGAUUUGGCAGAGCAGCUUCGUCUCAUCUACUGUGGACCAACUGCCAUCGAAUUCAUGCACAUCAAUAACUGGGAGGAACGUCAAUGGUUGUCACAAAACUUUGAAAACAUAAUCGCUGAAGAGCUCCGCAAGGAAGAGCUAUUGAGAAUUGGAAAUCUGAUGUUGAAAUGUGAGAACUUCGAUCGUUUCCUAGCCACCAAAUUCCCAACACUAAAAAGAUAUGGAGCCGAAGGAGCUGAAUCCAUGUUCGCUUUCUUCUCAGAACUUUUCGAAGGAUCUCCUGAAAAAUCAGUUGAACAGAUUAUCAUUGGAAUUGCUCACCGUGGACGUCUCAACUUGCUCACUCAACUCAUGGAGUUCCCAACUGUUCAUAUGUUCCGAAAAAUCAAAGGACGUACUGAGUUCCCCGAGUCUGCAGAUGCAUCCGGAGACGUUCUUUCUCAUCUUGUCUCAUCUUUCGAUUACAAAGGAGCUGAAGGAAAUGUUCAUGUUACUAUGCUCCCAAAUCCUUCACAUCUUGAAGCCGUCAAUCCAGUUGCAAUGGGAAAAGCCAGAGCCAGAGCGUGGUCGAUGAACAAGGGUGACUAUUCUCCAGAAGAGCGAUCUGCCAGAACUGGAGAUAGUGUUCUGAAUGUUCUCAUUCAUGGAGAUGGUGCUUUCAGUGGACAAGGAGUCGUCUGGGAGUCGAUUGCAUUGAGUCAAGCACCACAUUUCAGACUCGGAGGAACUGUUCAUCUUGUUACGAACAAUCAAAUCGCAUUCACAGCAGAAUCAAGUGUUGGAAGAUCAAGUACUCACUGUACUGAUAUCGCCAAAGCAUUCGAGUAUCCAGUAAUUCAUGUAAAUGGAGAUCAUCCUGAAGAAGUUGUUAAGGCGACUAGAUUAGCAUUAGCAUACAGAGAACGAUUCCGUAAAGAUGUAUUUAUCAAUUUGGUUUGCUUCAGAAGAUGGGGACACAAUGAGUUGGAUGAUCCAACAUUCACAUCUCCUGUUAUGUAUAAAGAAGUUGAGGCGAGAGAAUCAGUUCCACGAUUGUUCUUAGAUCGUCUCAUUGAAGAAGGAAUCACUUCUGAAGAACAAGUGAAAGAGGAGCUGCAGAAACAUACGGAACAAUUGAAUAACGAACUGAAAAAAGUAGACAGUACUGCACCAAUUGACGUGAGUCAUCGAGGAGCUUGGGAAGGAUUCAAGCAAGCGCCGAAAGCUAUUGAAACAUGGGACACUGGAGUAGCCACUGAUCUUCUUCGAUUCAUUGGAGCUGGAAGUGUGAAGGUUCCAGAAGAUUUCGAUACACAUAAGCAUCUUUAUAAAAUGCAUAUUGAUUCGAGACUUCAAAAAAUGCAGUCAGGAGAAGGAAUCGACUGGGCCACUGCUGAAGCAAUGGCAUUUGGAAGUAUUCUUUUGGAAGGAAAUGAUGUAAGAAUCAGUGGACAAGAUGUUGGACGUGGAACUUUCUGUCAUAGACAUGCAAUGAUGGUCGAUCAAUCAACAGAUCAAAUUCAUAUUCCACUGAAUGAGUUGGUUGAGGGACAGAAGAAUCAGUUGGAAGUUGCAAAUAAUCUUCUUUCUGAAGAAGCAAUUCUUGGAUUCGAAUGGGGAUUCUCUUCAGAAAAUCCGAGGCGUCUUUGUGUCUGGGAAGCGCAAUUCGGAGACUUCUUCAACGGUGCUCAAAUUAUAAUCGACACGUUUAUUGCAUCAGCUGAAAGCAAAUGGCUCACAUCAUCUGGACUCACAAUGCUUCUGCCACAUGGAUUUGAUGGUGCCGGACCAGAACACAGCAGUUGUAGAAUGGAGCGAUUCUUGCAAAUCUGUGAUUCACGUGAAGAUCAGACACCAGUUGACGGAGAGAAUGUGAAUAUGCGAAUCGCCAAUCCAACGACAAGUGCUCAAUAUUUCCAUUUAUUGAGAAAACAAGUCGUUCCCAACUACCGAAAACCGCUGAUCGUCGUCGGUCCAAAGAUAUUGCUACGUCAUCCAAAGGCCGCCUCUAGAAUUGACGAGUUUGCGCCAGGAACCACUUAUCGAAAUGUGAUCUCAGAAGAUGUUACAUCCACUGCUGGAAAGAUAAAGAAAGUCAUUUUUGUGUCUGGAAAACAUUGGAUUGCAGUGGAGAAGGCUCGUGAUGAAAGAGGACUCAAAGACUCGGUCGCUAUUGUCAGAGUUGAGAUGUUGUGUCCAUUCCCAGUGGUUGAUUUGCAAGCAGUUUUGAAAAAGUAUCCAGGAGCACAAGAGUUCGUUUGGUCACAAGAGGAACCAAGAAACGCCGGAGCGUGGUCGUUUGUCAGACCAAGAUUUGAGAACGCGUUGGGAGUUCGGCUGAAAUUCGCCGGACGUCGUGAACUUGCAUGGACCGCCACAGCUAUCGGCGAACAGCACACCAAAGAAGCCGAGGAGGUGAUUAAUCAAACGUUUGCAUAA
Molecule: messenger RNA, 2523 nt
Organism: Caenorhabditis remanei
Lineage: Eukaryota; Metazoa; Nematoda; Chromadorea; Rhabditida; Rhabditidae
Exons: 7
Coding region: 1-2523 (840 amino acids)
Biological process (GO): tricarboxylic acid cycle
Molecular function (GO): oxoglutarate dehydrogenase (succinyl-transferring) activity; thiamine pyrophosphate binding
Source: RefSeq, a predicted model, not a curated record